UUCGCGUAAUUCUAACCCUUGUUUUCGUCUCUCUUUUCACUCGUUCCUAUGUCAGACCGGGAGAAGUGGAAUUUGGAGAACGCCGCCGCCGGAGCUAUCGCCGGAUUCUCCACCGUCGCGGUUCUCCAUCCUCUCGACGUCGUCCGUACGAGAUUUCAAGUACGAGGUAAUUUCUAUGCAGUGAGCGAUGGUCGCGGGGGAUCUUGCCUUCCACUUUACAAGAAUACAGUGCAUGCUAUUUACAGUAUUGCGCGGAUGGAGGGUUUGAGAGGGCUUUAUGCAGGUUUUUAUCCUGCAGUCUUUGGGUCAACAGUUUCAUGGGGAUUGUACUUCUUCUUUUAUAGCAGAGCAAAGGCUAGGUACAAAAAAGGUUUUGAUCAAAGUCUCAGCCCUGGUUACCAUCUUGUUGCAGCCGCAGAAGCAGGUGCUCUGGCAUGCGUGCUUACAAAUCCUAUUUGGCUUGUGAAGACAAGAUUGCAACUUCAAACUCCUUUCAAUCAAAACCGUCCUUAUAUUGGUUCUUCUGAUGCAGUAAGAACCAUUUUCAAAGAGGAAGGAUGGAGAGCAUUCUAUAAGGGAAUUGGAUCUGGACUUUUUCUUGUUUCUCAUGCUGCUAUUCAGUUUUGUGCUUAUGAAGAACUUCGGAAGAUCGCCAUCAAUUUAAAAUCAAGAAGAGAAAAGACAGACGUGAAAGAUGGUGAUAGGUUACUGAACUCUUUUGAUUAUGCUAUGCUUGGGGGCGCUUCGAAACUUGCUGCUAUUCUGCUUACUUACCCAUCACAGGUUAUUCGAGCUCGCAUACAACAAAGGCCAAGUAGUGAUGGAAUCCCAAAAUACUUGGACAGUUGGCAUGUAGCAUCAGAAACUGCAAGGUUUGAAGGCGCAAGAGGAUUUUACAGGGGCAUCACAUCCAGCUUGCUGAAAAACAUUCCAUCGGCUUCAAUUACUUUUGUAAUGUACGAGAAUAUCCUAAAGCUGUUUAAAUUAUCUCAGAGUAAAUUAGAUGCUUCAGAUUAAUAGUUUUGCUGAGCAUUACUCGUUUUAAUUUAUCAUUUAUAUAAUACAUAAACUGUGUUACAAUUU
Molecule: messenger RNA, 1083 nt
Organism: Dendrobium catenatum
Lineage: Eukaryota; Viridiplantae; Streptophyta; Magnoliopsida; Asparagales; Orchidaceae
Product: folate transporter 1, chloroplastic
Exons: 11
Coding region: 49-1017 (322 amino acids)
Biological process (GO): nucleotide transport; folate import into mitochondrion
Molecular function (GO): FAD transmembrane transporter activity; folic acid transmembrane transporter activity
Source: RefSeq, a predicted model, not a curated record